AUUUCUGCUGCCAGUCACCCAUGCGCAACUGUCAUCGUCAGCCCUUGCUGCUGCCUGGAGAUUUGGUUUGGUUCUCUCCCUUGUUCCCUUCUCAUCCCUCCCACCAACCAACCCAAUUCCACCAGGCGUUGCACUGCGACAACUGCCUUCGUGACGCGGUCCGAUUCUCUCGCCGGGGCACUCACAGCAAUCCCUCACACUCAUCCCGCUGCAAGUAGUGCUGGCGAGCAAAUUCGGAAUUGCCAUGUCCCCCCACAGGAAAGCGGGUCAUUAUCGAAGUAUAUAAACCCAGUCGAGCGAGCUCUUUUCAUCAUCACCGGAUCCAGUUCCAAAGCUCGAGAGCACCGAGCUCUUGAGAUCUUCACCUUGAGCUUCUCAAAGCUUCAGUUUCAGGCUUCAGUCUCGAGCUCCGCAUCAACCACCAUGGCGACUCCUUCCCGCAUCUCCGCGCUCCCCUGCGUCCUCCUCGCGCUGGUCCUCCUCUCCGCCGCGUCCCUCCCCUCCCCCGCCUCCGCCUACCGCGCGCGGAUGCUCCUCUCCCCCGCGCCCGCGCCCGCGCCAGAGCCCGACGCGAGUGGCAGCAUGGAGGGCAUGCUCACGGUCGCUCCCGACUGGCCGGUCUCCAACGCAUCGCUCAACGCCGCUGCGAUCGCAGCGACCGUCGAUCCCAACGUCAACGACACGUACGCGCCGGCGGAUCCUCUCCUCUUCGAGCCGUCCCCGCCGCCGUACGUGGCGCUGAACGAGGUGAUGGACCCCGUCGACAUCGGGGCGGCGCUGGACCAGAUCGACGCGCGCGCCGUGGCGUUCUCGUCGCUGAUUGAGAACGUGGCGCUGCCCGCGGAUGCGCCGGAGGAGGUGUCUAACUGGACCACCACGCUCGCCACCGAUCCUGGCUACGCCGGCUACCCGUACAAGAAGCCCCGGUACCACCCGAUCUACGGCCUGGCGGUGAAGAAGGCCAACGGCAAGUGGUACACGUACAUCAACAACCAGCUCUCCUGGCCCGGUGUCGACGAUUGGGCCACCGGCUUCAAGACUUGCCGCUUCACUGUGCCUGACCCCAUCUUCGGCUUCAACUGCACCGAGGAUGCGACCUGCCCUGGGUGCCCCUACUGCCGCGCACAGCAGUGCUUCUUCAACCGCCACUGGCCCACGUACCGCAACCCGCAGCCCGACGGCACCAUCCCGGGGCAGAUGUACUGGCAGCGCCUCAUUGACGCUGCCAUCAACCCCAAGGGGUAUGGUGUGUGCCGUUACGCUGGAACUGCGCAAGACCAGGGGUGCUACUGAGGAGCUUCUGGUUGUUUGUUGGUGCGAUGCUGGGUGAAUCGUUCAGGAUGACGUGCAGCAAGAGCAUUGGUGUUACUGAAGCCAGGAGGGAGGGGAGAGUGGAGGGAGUAGUAUGUUGAGGUGGGAAGGAUCGAUGCUAUGUGGCUAGGUUGAGGAGGUUAUGAGAUUGCAAUGCUGUCUUGGUGCGGGGGGUGUGUGCAAUAAAUGAUGAUUGAAAUGCAACAGUUUAUAU
This is a messenger RNA of Closterium sp. NIES-67, 1525 nucleotides long. Lineage: Eukaryota; Viridiplantae; Streptophyta; Zygnematophyceae; Desmidiales; Closteriaceae. The record is from the annotation of a GenBank genome assembly.